Physcomitrium patens is the source of this 2550-nucleotide messenger RNA. RefSeq names its product beta-glucuronosyltransferase GlcAT14B. Gene Ontology annotation, cellular component: membrane. Gene Ontology annotation, molecular function: glucuronosyltransferase activity. The record is from RefSeq and is a predicted model, not a curated record. Lineage: Eukaryota; Viridiplantae; Streptophyta; Bryopsida; Funariales; Funariaceae.
AACCUCCUGUGGAUUCUAGACACCUGGCUGGAGACUAUUGCAUUGAUUAGGGGUCGCUGUCUAUCAUGUAUGGGGUGAAAUGAAGUUUCUUUGAGGCAUUACUUAUUCACACAGCGAGGCUUGAAUUUGUUACAGCUACACCUUAGUCUUUAUAGAUUGCGAUCACUGGGUAUGCAAGCUUUGAGGCGACUACUGGUACCUGGGAUAGUUGCAGAGUCCUUGUCAAUUACAUCUUGUCAUAUAUUCCCUCUCAACUAUCACUUUUCAAUGUUGGUUGUACGAUCUCGCAACUAGCGACGCAGAUUUUUUUAGUGACUUUAUUCACUUGGGAUGUUCACUUUUGUCGAACUCUAGCUGCACUCAAGCAUUGAUUCAAGGAUUUUACGGUGCUUCUACCUAAGGUGAGGAAUCUUUGAAGUCUUUUCGUAGAGUGCUUGUCCAGUAGGGCCUAUGGGUGUCCCAAAAAGAAGGAGGUAAUAGCGUUAAGGAGAGGACUAGAAAACAACGACAAGAGACGAUGUUCUCUUGUGUUCACUUUCCCAUCCGGAGUCGUCUGUCUCAAACGUCGCAGAAAGCUAGGGAUGGCAUGAAGAAGUUGAUGCAGAUACCGCUUCUUUUGGCCGCCGUGGAUCGCAAGGGGUCGUCACCCUUGUUGGCCAGUGUUAUACUCUCAAUUGUGCUUCUUCUUCUUGCGACUCUCCAUCUGGGAUACUGUGGCUACCACUCAAGAAUUGAAGCUAGCACAGUAGGCUGUGGCAAGGCCCAAAACGUGCGAGAGAUUGCCAAUGAGGCCCAGAUGACUGGACUGACACCCCCUCCCAAGCUCGCUUACUUGAUCUUGGGUGCCGGUGGGGACGGCCUUCGAAUGCAACGGAUGCUGCAAGCGCUGUACCACCCACAUAAUUACUACCUUCUGCAUUUGGACCGUGAAUCGUCAGAGGAUGAGCGCAAGAAUUUGGAUCGGUACGUGAAGCAUGAGCAGGUGUUUCAAGAGGCGGGGAACGUCUAUAUGGUUGCGAAGCCUAAUUUGGUGACAUACAAAGGAUCGACCAUGAUUGCUGCGACGUUACAUGGGGCUGCUAUUUUGCUCAAGAAAGCCAAGGAUUGGGAUUGGUUUAUUAAUUUAAGUGCUUCCGAUUAUCCUCUUCUUACUCAAGACGAUCUGCUUCACGUUUUCUCCUACUUACCGAAGGACCUGAAUUUCCUUGAGCACACAAAUGACUUGGGCUGGAAAGAGGAGCAGCGGGUGAAGCCCAUCAUCAUCGAUCCGGCACUGUAUCAGAACACGAAAACCGACGUCUAUUGGGUGACAGAGAAGCGAGCUGUGCCUACUGCAUUUCGUUUGUUUACAGGAUCAGCAUGGAUCGCACUAUCUCGCGCCUUUAUGGAACAUACCAUCAUGGGCUGGGAUAACCUUCCACGCACAGUCCUUAUGUACUACGCAAAUUUUGUGUCAUCACCUGAAGGCUACUUCCACACUGUGAUUUGCAAUAGCGAGGAGUUUCGUAACACAACUGUAAACCACGACCUUCACUUCAUUGCUUGGGAUACCCCACCCAAGCAACACCCCAUAUCCCUCACCGUGAAUUUCUUUGAAGCUAUGACAACGAGCGGAGCGCCGUUCGCCCGGAAAUUCGACAAGGACGAUCCAGUACUGAACAAAAUUGACGCCGAGCUUCUCAAUCGGACUAGGGACGGGUUCAGUCCUGGCGGCUGGUGUGUGGGUUCACACAAUAAUCCGUGUUCAGUUCGAGGGGAUUACUCUGUACUAAGACCUGGACCCGGUGCUCGCAGGUUAGAGGAUCUUAUUGUGCAGCUCCUCUUACCCGAAAGAUUUCGAUCGAGCCAAUGUGCUGGUGUUUAAAGUUUCAACAUUAGCGGGUGUCAGAGAAAGACCUCCGUUCUCUACGAAUGGGAACUCUUGGAUGGUGAGGACUUUAAUAAGUUGUUGACAUUGCUAUCUAAAUGUCUUUCAGAGAACUACAGAAAUGAAGGGGAGGAGGCAAGAAGUUGGACCUCUCCUUACGGUCGUGUCGUGGAUUCUCCACCUUCUUAGGAAGAGUGCCGCAUUCUUUGGAUCCCAUGAACCUGAUCAGCUUCCUCGUCUGACGCCUGCUGUUGACAGUAUCUCCUGGGUUCUUCUUUGUGAUAACUGCCCUGGAGAGCCUGCGGUGAGGAUCAAUGGCCCCUGCUAACGACAUCUUUACUCUUUAUCUCGAAGAGACUUAAGUUUCUGCCUUUUGGGCACGAGUUUACACCAUCUCGCGUAGUUUCUCUUCACACGAAGUACUUUUCGUGCAUUGAAAAUAAGAUUAGGGUAGAGAGUACCUUACGCAAGUGAAAUGUCCAUAUUUGUAGCGGCGGACUGAGAAUCUGAAGAAGUCCAGCUUUAGAGCAUCAGGAGAUCAGCUCCAAGCAAGGCAAAUGUAUAGAAGAAUGUAACUGAAAUGGUCAUCAUAUUUGAUACAGAAGGCAUGGAUAUCCAACAUAUGUAAGGUUUUCCUUCUAAUUCACACAGGGCUCAUUCAAGCAGACUUGCGGUUCAACGUU